Cherax quadricarinatus is the source of this 1599-nucleotide messenger RNA. RefSeq names its product chaperonin containing TCP1 subunit 5 (gene CCT5). Gene Ontology annotation, biological process: protein folding. Gene Ontology annotation, molecular function: ATP-dependent protein folding chaperone; ATP binding. The record is from RefSeq and is a predicted model, not a curated record. Gene Ontology annotation, cellular component: chaperonin-containing T-complex. Lineage: Eukaryota; Metazoa; Arthropoda; Malacostraca; Decapoda; Parastacidae.
AAUUAUUAAUGGUCUGUUUUAUUUACUUUUCAGUGUUAGCUGGGGCAUUGUUAGAAAAAGCAGAAUACUUGUUGGACAAAGGCAUUCACCCAAUUCGAAUUGCUGAUGGUUAUGAAUUAGCUGCUAAGAAAGCCAUUGACAAUUUGGAAAAAAUUGCUGAUGAAUUUACUGUUGACACAAAUAACUUGGAACCCUUAAUUUUGACUGCUAUGACCACACUUGGCUCAAAGAUAAUUAAUCGUUGCCAUCGGCAGAUGGCAGAAAUUGCUGUUAAUGCUGUAAUGGCUGUUGCUGACAUGGAAACCCGUGAUGUGAAUUUUGAGCUCAUUAAGGUGGAAGGGAAAGUUGGUGGUAAACUGGAGGACACUAUGCUUGUGAAGGGUGUUGUCAUAGAUAAAGACUUUUCUCAUCCACAAAUGCCAAAGGAAUUAAAGGAUGUAAAGAUAGCAAUUCUCACUUGUCCAUUUGAACCUCCCAAGCCCAAGACAAAGCAUAAGCUUGAAGUAAGUAGUGUAGAAGAGUACAAUGCUCUUCAUAAGUAUGAGCAACAGCAGUUCAUCGAUAUGGUGGAUAAAGUAAAGGGAGCUGGAGCUAAUCUUGCUAUUUGUCAGUGGGGCUUUGAUGAUGAAGCCAACCAUCUUCUUCUUCAAAAACAACUGCCUGCUGUACGUUGGGUAGGUGGACCAGAGAUUGAACUCAUUGCCAUUGCAACCAAUGGUCGAAUUGUUCCUAGGUUUGAGGAAUUGUCACCAGAAAAACUAGGGACCUGUGGAAAAGUGCGUGAAUUGACAUUUGGAACCACCAAAGAUAAGAUGUUGGUUAUUGAAGAGUGCCCUAACACUAAGGCUGUGACUAUCUUCAUCCGUGGAGGAAACAAGAUGAUUAUUGAGGAAGCUAAACGCAGUAUUCACGAUGCACUAUGUGUGGUGAGAAAUUUGGUGCGAAACAACAAAAUUGUCUAUGGAGGUGGUGCUUCAGAGGUUUCAUGUGCCUUGGCAGUAUCAGAGGAAGCUGAUAAAAUCUCGACUCUGGAGCAGUAUGCAUUCCGUGCCUUUGCUGAUGCUUUAGAGAGCAUUCCACUAGCUCUUGCUGAAAACUCAGGUCUCUCCCCUAUCCACACGCUAGCUGACUGCAAAGCCCGACAAGUUGCAGAAAAAAACCCAUCUUUAGGCAUAGACUGCAAUAAUAGGGGAACAUGUGAUAUGAAGGAACAGCAUGUGAUUGAGACCCUGCAUAGCAAGAAACAACAGAUUCUUCUGGCCACUCAGCUUGUGAAAAUGAUUCUUAAGAUUGAUGAUAUUCGCACUCCUGGUGAAUCUCUACAUGCUUGAUUUAUUUUUUUUUUCUUGAAUAAUGUCCUUUACAUCAUAAGCUAAUAUUGUACAUUAAUUUUUCUUUUCUGUGAUUUAAUAAUAAUCACAAAGCACUAAACCCAUGAGAAUGCAUUCACAAAAUAUCAAAUGUAGGACACUGCAGUUACAGGAAAGCCUUAAAGUUUGGGGGUUCUUGGUCAAAACCAUAAAUGAGGCUGGAAUUUUUUUUUUUAUAGUUCUCAUGCAAUUUGCUUGUCACCAGCAAUUUAAUAAAACACUAAAAUCA